Mercurialis annua (annual mercury) is the source of this 666-nucleotide messenger RNA. RefSeq lists its product as uncharacterized. Bases 1 to 666 code for a protein of 221 amino acids. The record is from RefSeq and is a predicted model, not a curated record. The transcript is spliced from 3 exons. Gene Ontology annotation, molecular function: nucleic acid binding. Lineage: Eukaryota; Viridiplantae; Streptophyta; Magnoliopsida; Malpighiales; Euphorbiaceae.
AUGAUGGAAUGGGCUUCUCAAAUGAAGAUCAAGAUACUACACUCGACCCCAUACUACGCACAAGCCAACAGACAGGCCGAGGCAACUACUAAGGCCAUCAAACUCAUUGUUCAAAAAAUGAUAGAGGAUAACCCAAGACAAUGGCACGUGUUCCUAUCAGAUGCUGUUUGGGCGAAUAGAACACGUCAAAAGUCUGCCACAUGGACUUCUCCUUUUAGGAUGUAUCAUAGUAAAUUGUCUAAAGACGACUAUUUCGAGAAGAUGGUGAUAGAAUCCCUUGAUUUGGAUGAAGAAAGAUUGACGGCGUUAGACCAUCUUGAGGCUCAGAAAAGAAGGGUCGAGCGAGCAUACAAUAAUCGAGUAAAAUCAAAGUCGUUUGUCGUGGGUGAUUUGGUGUGGAAGGAGAUCUUACCUAUUGGUCACAAAGAUAGGCGAUCUGGAAAAUGGAGUCCGAAUUGGGAGGGACCAUUUAUCGUGACCACUAAGCUAGCUAAUGGUGCUUAUGUUUUGCAAAUAUUGAUGGGGAAGAACAUGAAAGGGCGAUUAACGGUCAGUUCUUACAGAAAUAUAUGUAAUUCUAUAGAUACAUGUUGUGUUUUCGGCCAUAUUUUGUUACAGUUGAGUUUUUUCAACGGGUCCUCCGUUUUUCUCAACUUAUUAAUGUAA